Molecule: messenger RNA, 4016 nt
Organism: Tripterygium wilfordii
Lineage: Eukaryota; Viridiplantae; Streptophyta; Magnoliopsida; Celastrales; Celastraceae
Exons: 5
Coding region: 112-3867 (1251 amino acids)
Biological process (GO): mitotic sister chromatid segregation
Cellular component (GO): nucleus; condensin complex
Source: RefSeq, a predicted model, not a curated record
AUUUGAAUAAACAACGGUAGCUGAAAUGUAACGAGGAAAGGAAAUACAGAGCUCUCCUCAUGUUGUUAAGGCAAACGCGAGAUUUUUGUUUUUGUUUCAGAUUUUCAGUCAAUGGAGAAGAGACUCCGUUCUUCUCUCAAAUCCUCUCCCCGAGAUUUCAUUUCCUUGGCCUCUGAACUACCUUUCAAGUCCUCAAAAUCCACCUUGAAAACCCUAAUCUACAGCACCAUAGCCCCAAACUCUGGCAUCCUCGCCUCUCUCUCUCAGUCUCUUCAAGAAUCUAUCUCCGCCUCCAUCCUCUCCUUCCAGAACCUUCUAGAGAAUCCCUCUUCCCUCCCCGACCCUGCCAAGACUCCUCCCACCAAGCGCCUCCGUCGAUCCUCACGCAAAUCGAACUCCGGCUCCGAAUUACCCGAGAAGGAUGGAGAAUCGGAUUUCGAGGAUAAGAAGAGACGUGUUCUGGAGAAAUUGCGUGUACUCACUCACAUCGCGCAUUUGUGCUUCUCGCAUCCCAAGAAGGUUUUUCUGCCGUCGGAUUUGUUGCCGGCAGUCCAGGCACUGCAUGAUAAUUUAGUUCUAUUCGAAUCAGAUUCGGCUUUGAUGUCGGAGAUUGCGAGUCUAUGCGAGGACUGGUGGAAGGAGGGUUUGUCUGGCCGCGAAAUUCUAAUCUCUCGGUCACUCCCGUAUUUGCUUUCUCGGUCACUGACUUUGAAGAAGAAGGUGGAUGUGCAUAGGGUUUAUUCGCUGCGUGAGGCGUUUGCUUUGUUUGAUUUUGAGGAUGAGAGCAUCGAGGACCUGAAACUUCUGUUGAUAAGGUGCGUGAUUGCGCCUCUAUAUUUGAAAACAGAGGACGGUAGGCGCUUCGUGGCGUAUAUGUUCGGUUUGGGCUUGCAGCUCUUGAAGGAGGCUUUGGCCAUGAUCAAGGCCCAAAUCCCUUUUGGGAGAAAGUCACUGUUGGAGGCUUAUGGCGACAUUUUGUUUAGAGCAUGGAAGGCAACUGGGGGCUCUCUAAGGGAUGAGAUUGAGAACGUGUUCUUGCAGGGUUUAAUAGAGAGAACCGUACAUGCAAGCUCGGGGGCCUUCGGUGCAUCGAUUAGGAGGGUUUUGGGAGCCUUUACAAGCCAGAGAACCAUUGAUGGAGUCGAGAAGCUUCUUUUUAGACUUGCAGAGCCUGUGCUAUUCCGGUCGCUACAGGUUGCAAAUUCAAAUGUUCGUCUCAAUGCAUUGCAUUUACUUUUAGAUUUGUUCCCUCUUGAAGAUCCUGAUGCAACAAAAGAGGUUAAAGAUGCAUUGCUUGACAAACAAUUCUUUUUAUUGGAGAGGUUACUCAUGGAUGAUUGUCCUGAUGUUAGAGUUGUCGCUGUGGAAGGUUGUUGUCGCAUCCUUAAUUUAUUUUGGGAAGUUAUUCACUCAUCAACCAUUACAAAGAUAAUAACAAAAAUCUUUGAUGAUAUGUCACAUGAUGUAUCCAAUGAAGUUAGGCUUUCCACAUUGAGUGGCAUUAUGUAUUUGAUGGGCAAUCCCCAAUCUCAUGAACUUCUUAAAGUGCUUGUACCAAGACUUGGGCAUCUGAUGCUGGAUAAUGUUCUUUCCGUACGUGUUGCUGUAGUAGAUCUCCUCCUUCUCAUACGGGAUAUACGAUCUUUCCAAUUUAACAAGGUAGUGGGACUAGACGUUUUAUUCUCUACACUUGCAAAUGAUCAACCCCAGGUUGCUCAGAAAAUUACCAGACUUCUGAUGCCAUCAUACUUCCCAUCAAGAGUAAACAUUGACGAAGCAUGCAACCGCUGUGUUGCACUGAUAAAAAGGUCUCCAAUGGCAGGUUCACGGUUUUGUGAAUUUGCUGUGCUAGAAGGAGCCUCUCUUGGGUCGCUUGUGGAACUCGUCAGGCGAUUGAUCUGUAUGGUUCUGUCACCUGAUAAAUUGGAUGCUGAUCAGAUAGAGGGUUUUCUCAUUGCUGCUGCACACCUAUGCAAUUCCCUGGCUGGUGAGCCUUGUUACAGGACUUCCCUUAAAGAGUUGUUUGGUAGCAAAAAUAUCAAGUGCUUAUAUACUGCUGCAUCUACCAACCGUGCUCAAUCUUCUGUAUUGCACAUUCUUUCCACAACUUCUCCAGAAAACGUGGCUGCACUUUUUGAAGAAUGCAUGAAUUUAGUUACUAAUUGUGGAGGUUUACCUGACAAUGUGGAGAGGCAAGCUGAAGUGAGGUCUGCCCUUAAGUUAUUGUUGUCUAAUGAUGGCUUUAAUGAUAUGUUUGAUGCUUUGAUAGGGCUUUUGCAAAAAACUGCAUAUGGUUGUCAUAUUAAAUUUGGCAUUGAAAUACCAAAGCAGAGUGCAUUCUCUUCAAAGAGGAAAAAGGUUGGUUCCUCAGUCAAAAUUUCAGCCAAAAGGAAAAAUGCCAGUGGAAGAAAACCUUCCGAAUUUGAGGAGGAUUAUUUGGUUGCUGUAGGAAUAGCCUGGCAGAUAAAGGACUUGCUUGUAUCCGAGGACACUCAAAAAUUUAUAUUAGGGUCUCCAGCUCUAGAGUUCUUGUUACGUGUAUUAAAGGCCAUUUCUGAGGUCAGCAUCCUGCAAUGCUUGCACUAUGACUACAUGGAUACAUAUCCUGUUUUGGCAUAUACAGCUCUCGCCUUGCAUAUGAUGUUUCAAAAUGUGGGCAUAAGCAGUUCUUGUCCCAGGAAGAAUGAAAUGACCGACUCUUCAAGAUCAACUACGGAGGAGAAUGUGUUGGCCCAAACGGUAGAUCACCUACUUUACUGUACAACGAAGCUUUUUGAAGCAGGUGACUGUGCAGAACGUUGCAAUCUCCCUUCAGACUCUAACAAGAAAAUGGCAAAAACUCGGGGACAGAAGCAAAGAGAUACUGAAACAGACACAUCUAACUGUAAUUGUGAUGGACCUGUCUGUACUAAAACAAAAGGGUUGUUGAAGAAGGUGAAGAUGCUUACAGCAGUGCUCAAGUUUAUUGUUGAUUCCAUGAUAAUGGGUUUUGUUUCUCAUCUUCAUGGAAGGUGCUUAAAAUUCACAUCCGCAUAUGUUCGCCACAUUAUCUCUGUAUUAGGGCAAGAAAUGAGUAACGAAUUGCACCUUGAUGAGGAUAGUUCGAAAGAAAUUUUGGUGUGUCUGAAGAGCUCCUUCAGCUAUGCAAGCAAGUUACUGAAUCUAGUUCUAAGAGCUGCCAACGAAACAUCACCGCCUCUGCCCGAGGCUUUUGAUCUUGCUAAUGAUCUGCUCGAGCAAAUCGCGUCAAUUGAAUUGAACAUGGGUUCUGUAUAUGCCACACGUCUGGUUGCAGCAGCAAAACCUUGGCUUCCUGACCUGAUUCUAGCGCUGGCAUCAAGGUGCAUGCUUAAAGAGACUGAAGCAGAGACUAUUUAUUCCACUCUUUCUGAUCACAUUAAACUCCACUUUCCAUCAUGGCUUCUAGUUUUAGCGAAGACUGAGCUCUGUCAAACGAGUGAAGAGAUGGAGGACGAAGAUCCUGAACCAGAUAAAUUUCCUGCAUUUGGGAAACUGAUGGGAAUGAUGAUAUCAUUAUUGAAAGCGAAUUCCAACGUGCUGGAUGCCAUUGGAGUGAUAUUCUUAGCUGGUUCAUUGGUUGGGCUGGAAAGAAAGGACUAUGCAAUGGUUUUAGGACUCCUCCAAUUUGUGUCUGUCAAGUUGAUCGGACACGAUGAUAGAGAAUGGAGGGAGCUUGACCUUAUGUUGUCCUCUGUUCCAAGCAUCUAUUCUCAAAUUGAGAGAGACAUUGAAGAGCAAAGCCACGACGAGGAAAAGCAGAAAUUACUCAGUGCCAAGGCGUUGCUCGAACCUGUUUGGAUGUAUCAUCUCUAUGAAACUCAGAGGUUUUCUAUAAUUGAAGAAUGAAUUUUCUGUUUCAGUUUAGAUGGUUGAAAUUCCCUGAAGGGAAUUUAUGCUGUAAUGUAGAUAAAAUACACUGGCUCCUAUUUGGGAGAACAUUCCUUACUUUGUCACGGUUGUUAAUCUUGCCAACCACCUGACUGGCAACUUUCCCA